This is a messenger RNA of Aphis gossypii (cotton aphid), 3275 nucleotides long. RefSeq names its product myrosinase 1-like. NCBI's taxonomy places the organism in Eukaryota, Metazoa, Arthropoda, Insecta, Hemiptera, Aphididae. Gene Ontology annotation, biological process: carbohydrate metabolic process. The record is from RefSeq and is a predicted model, not a curated record. Gene Ontology annotation, molecular function: beta-glucosidase activity.
UCUCCAGGCAUCUCACCUAAUAUAUUUAAAUUAAUAGUACCGACACAAUGUAGAUAGUUACCCGCAUUAAGAGUAUUUUCAUUUUUUUUUUUUAACAUUCGACUUGGUCACUAGAACAGGAACAGGCUUACCCUUCCCCAGUUUUGUUAGCGAAGUUCAUCAUUCUUGAGCAGGUCUUAUCCCUCCGCCGUUAUGGAGUGAGAAUGUGGCCUGAACAGUUUUUUUUUUUUUUGUUUUGGAACGAUUGUCUAAAUGAGGUGGUGGACGGGCUUGUGACUAACGAGUACUGUACGAGUAAAGUACUUUGUUCAGAAUGAGAUCGUAUACCUCGGCGGCCAACUUUUGCGCAUGGGCGUGGCUUUGUUUCGCAGCGCUAACGAAUCGCAUCACUAGCUUUAUAGUCUAUCGGAAUUAUCGUCUCACCAUAGGUGGAAGCUUUGACCGUCAGUGACGAAAACUGGCCGUCACCUAGGUAUACGAUCUCAUUCUGAACAGGGUAGGUAUACUUUGAAUUUAUUUGUCGUCCUCGUCAGUUUAACGGUGGACUCGGGACCAGCAGCACUGCCGUCGAAAUAUCUUUUCACCUAUCUCUUCGGUACAGUGAUACGCAGUCUAAAGUGCAGGUUAAAGAUUGGUUCAUAUUUUUGUAACACUUUCCUUUCGAACGUGAUAAGUCUUCUGCUACCACUUUUUAUCAAUAACCAGAUUUCACAAGCAUAUGAUAUUAUACUUCUCGAAGCCCGGGUAACUAUAAAUGGAAAAAGUUGGAUUUUAUUUUAAAAAAAAGAAGAGUAUGCCGUUAUAGGACACUGUAGGACACUAAUAAAAAAUGCGAUACACUUUUCGAUCAACUUUAAAAAAGGCUAAUUAAUCAUUAAGCUUCUAGUACAAUACUAUUAUAGCUCAACAAUUAUAGAACAGCUUAAGAAUAAAUAUCAUAACAAAUAGUAGGUAUAUAAUUACACUGUGUAUGUGGAAAAUGAACGUAAUAAGUGAAAUAAGUGGAACAGUGAAUCCAGAUUAAGAAUACUCGAUGAUCGGUAUUGAAUCUACGGACCAAUAAACUGUAAAAGAUUAGAUAAUUUAUAAAUUAUCGUACCUAUAAGACCGUAGACGUGGACUACAUUAUUUUAGAAUCACUUGGACUUUUCUAUGUGGUAUGUAGAAAAUCAUUAAACAUGAGAGCUUUAGAAUUUGUUUUUAUUUUUUCCUUGGUCGUCUCUGCGUACUGUAACGAGUUGGUAUUUCCUAAAGGAUUUUUAUUUGGGGCUGGCAGUAGCGCAUAUCAAGUAGAAGGAGCAUGGAACAUCUCUGGCAAGACCGAGAGUAUUUGGGACGAUUUAACGCAUCACAGGAAGCAUUUGAUGUUCAUGCACACGUUUUUACCGAAGAUUGACAGCAACAAUAACAAUAAUUUACCCGAGCUGCCGAAAGAAGACCAACUCUUCGCCAUAAGGAGCACCCAUAUUCUGGGCCACCAACCCGUUAAGCCAAAAAAAUCCUACAUGAACGAAAUAAAUAAAUACAUGGAACAAUGGCUGGAUGGUGAAUACAAUGUGUCGCCGUUGGCCGGUGCGUCGCUGUCUAACCAUUUUAACUUACUAUCUAGCAGCAACGACAACUUGAACUUUUUCUACGACACGGAACCAUGGACCGUCGAUCUACCACGCCGGCCCCCUAGGGUGGUCGACUACUACAAGGGAGUACCCAUUUACGAAUCACUGCCCGAUAAAUUGCUUCGUACCGUGCUCAAGCUUCCAUCUAUCGACGAAAUUUCCUCUUACGACUUGUAUGCCUUGCACACAGAGUCCCGCACCGAUCUGAACUCGGCUACCGGAGAUGUGGCGUGCAACUCAUACUAUAAAGUCGAUGAAGACGUUAAAUUGCUCAAGGAUCUCGGGGCAAAAGUAUACAGAUUUUCAUUAAGUUGGUCAAGACUAUAUCCAAAGGGAAAUGCCCGAGAAUUUAACGAAGAUGCUGUGAAUUAUUACAAAUUAAUCAAUAAACUUAUAGAAAAUGGUAUAGAACCUUUUGUUACAAUACAUCAUUUUGAUUUACCGAGGCAUUUGCAAAUGAUUGGUGGUUGGUCAAAUAAAGCUUUGGUAGUUUAUUUUACAAUAUUCGCUGAAUUUGCCUUCAGAACAUUUGGCGACCGAGUUAAACUGUGGACAACAAUUAAUGAACCUAUUGUGGCAAUUGAAGGUUACAAAUCUGUGAAUGCUGCUCCAGCGUUAGGACAUCAUAUGAGUGGUGUGGCCGACUAUUUAGCUAUACACAACAUGAUUCUUGCUCAUGCUAGUGCAUAUGAUGUUUAUAAAAAAAAAUACAAAUCUACCCAAAAUGGGAAAAUUAGCGUUAAUGUAGUUGGUGAUUGGUAUUAUCCGUUAAAUAAAAACAGACAAGAGGAUAAAGAUGCUGCUGAAGCAGGAUUAAAGUUUCAGAUUGGGAUGAUACUUCAUCCAUUGACCUACGGUGAUUACCCAGAAGAAGUGCGAUCCAGAGUGCACAACAAUAGCAAACGACUAAAUAUAUCUGAUGUGCGUUUCCAGAGGUUUUCUGAUGGUGAAAAAAAACUUAUUAAAGGUUCUUAUGAUUUUGUGUCAUUAAAUCAUUAUAUGUCCUUCGAAGUGACUGAUUUGCCUGAAGACGAAAGAGAAGGAAAAACUGUAAGUGAACUUGAUGCAAAUAUAAAAAAGAUUCUGCUUAACAGCGAUGAAGAACUUGAAAAUAAACCCUGGUGUAAGAGUGUACCGGAAGGAAUGUCCUUAAUUUUAAAUUGGAUUGAUAAGUCCUACAACCAUCCGGAAAUUUUUAUUACUGAAAAUGGAUAUCCAGAACCAGAAGGAUUAAAUUUUUCUUUAAAAAAAUUGAAAUACCAUCACGGUCACCUAAACCAUACACUUAUUGCAAUGAACGAUUACAAUGUUAAUGUUAUUGGAUACUGUGUUUGGUCUUUAAUGGAUUCGAUGGAAUGGUUGAAUGGUUACAGGUUGAAAUAUGGAAUUUACAAAGUCGACUUUGACGACGAUGACAGACCACGUACCAACAAGUCGUCAACCAGGUGGUUCAGAGAGGUAUUCACAAAUAAGAAACUGAUUAAACCGUUCUUAACAAAUGAAAAUUGUUGUUACAACAAUUAAUAUUGAAAUAAUAUAAUAUAUUAUACAGCUCUAAUUGUAUAACUAAUACGCAUUUGUUUUAUAUAUACAUUAUUCAAUAUACUUGUAUGAUAUAAAUAUAGUUAUCACUUAAUCAUACUGCAAGUUCAAAUAUUA